GUGCUUGUUACUAACGGCUGCGCUAAAGACUGCAGUGUCGCGAAAAAAACGUUGUGGAAGUAACCUGUCGGGGGUCACCUGAAAUGGAAAACAUGUGGCAGUGUCGGUUUUGACAUCUUUACCUGUCAGUUUCAGGAUAUCAGCUUGAAAUGGAUGAUACUGCAGAGGAGCACAACAGGAGUACAGACCAACAGAUGUCCCUACCUGCCUGCAGCUCCCCUCUUUCAUCUCCUAUACAAACAUGGCUGCCAAUCGACCCAUGGAAGAAAAACCCGAGGAUGCAGCAGGACCAGGAUUCUCCGGACCACCAUGCCAGGAUGCAGUGGAGUCCCCCGUCUCCUUUCUAUGAGGAGCUCUUCUGCACGAGCCGGACGUCCAGUGCUUUGGUCCCUCUUGCAGGUGCCCUCAUGUCCAGCAACGUCAGACCGCAAAGUGAUGUGGUCAAACAGGGUUACCUUGGGAAACAGGAGCACAGGCACAGAAGAUAUUUUGUGCUGAGAGGAGGAAGUCACACUGGGCCGAGUCGACUUGAGUGGUACAAGAGUCAGGAGAAGUUCACAGCAGCGGAGAAGGCUACAGGAAAAAGUGCACUGUUUGGAUCAACUAAACAAUGUUUGAUUUACCUGAGGUGCUGUCUUGGUGUGAGCCGCAUCAGCAGUCCCAAAAAAGACCACGCGGUGACGCUGUACGCCAAGGAUCAGACUGUGGUUCUGGUGGUUGAGGACCAGUGGGAACAGGAAGAGUGGUAUCAGGCUAUAAAGAAACUAAUGGAGGAGGAGCGGAAGGAUGAAGAGCAAGGAGAACGGUUGGAUGAAGAGGAUGAUGGGUACUGCACCCUGCCUCCUGCUGCUUUCUUCAAAGAGGCUUGGCCUGUUACUGUGAAGCCUCGCGGUCUUGGAUGUUCAAAGUCCCUGGCAGGGGAGAGCCGACUCUGCCUCACAGUUACGUCCCUCAUCUUGAUCAAAGUUGGUGCAUGCUGUGAUUUACCGUCUGUUACGAUACCGUUGUUGAGCGUUCGGCGCUUUGGCCACCUGGAUGGCUCGUUCUUUUUGGAACUUGGCAGGUCGGCGCCAAAUGGUCCCGGAGAGAUCUGGAUGGAAGCAAGAGAACAAGCAGUAGCGCAGCACAUUCAUGAGGUGAUUCGUGAGACAGUGAAGGAUCUACGGGCUCUUCCUGACUUCAGCCGGUCACCGAUCUCCAACCACAACCAGCUCCAAAGCCUCCUGUCCUUGAAACGCUGCCGACCCAAACACAGAGACAAACUGCUGAACGUGAGACCACUUGGCACUCGCCUAUCCCUGCCUCUGAGAACCCCUGAAAUCCAUACAAGUCCAACAGGGAGCACCCUAGAGCUCCAAAAACUCAACAAAACUGAGCCAGAAUCUUCUCUGAGCUGUGCCACACCACUCAGAUCACAUCAGAGCUCUGUGCCUGAGACCAGUAGCUACAUGGAAAUGAAGACGGACCAUCAUCCCGCAGAAACUGAACAAAUGCCUGUGGUCAACGAGGACCACAGUGUGACAGAGAGGUGCAAGCCAAGUCAGGAGGAGGAGGGGCUGGGGUACAUGUUGAUGUCACCACAGGUGGGCUCCAGUUCAUUCACGCUGCCUCAGGAUGACUACAUGACCAUGGCGAGCCCACAAAAACACGAUGUGCAUGUCUACAAUUCUCUACAGACAUCAUUCAGCAGCUCUAUUUCUGACAGCGGCUCUCCCAUACGCCUGUCAAAUCAUCACCCCAGCGAGCACAGUCCACCAAAAUGGCCAUUCAUCUCAAUCCAAAGCAUAGAAACCAAAGCCGGCCAAUCACAGGGGAGCAUCUGCAUUUCCACCCGACCACAGGAUGAGGCCGGACAGGAGGAGAAAUCAGCUGAGCCUGAACAACCCCCAUCAAGAACCAGGGUCACCUCAUCACCUGUUAGGAGUGAAAAUAGGUGUAACUUGAUUAUUUCUUUUCCUAAAAAUGAUCCAGGCUGUACCAGUCCAGUCCAGGUGAACCCCAAUGAAGGAGUAGGUCAACCUGGUCAGCUCCAAGCUGCAUCAGAUAAAUCUGUCCGAAGAUCUCGACUAUCUUUGUGUCUGCUUUCAUGCUUUAAAGCUGAGGACAAACCCUGAGUGUUUAUAAGAAGUCUCUAUUAUUGUACAUCUGUAAUCAAAUCAGGAACUUGAUUAUAGUUGUGCAGCAGAAAAGCACAUCAUUUGACUGAAAACGUAGACCUGAUGACAGAAUAAUGGAGUUAGAUAUUUCAGAAUAAAUAAAUGUUUGGCACAGAAUAUUUGAGAAAGUAAAAAUCAAGUAAUUAUGAAAGACAUUUAGGUUUUUAUGGUUUACAUUCACUGUUUAUUUUCCCCUUGGUUUGAUUUAAAUUCACCCUAGAUUUUGUUGUAAAGGACACAGCAUUUGAUCCACUAUUGUAUACAAAAGAUAAAUAAAGAAUAAAGUCACAUGA
This is a messenger RNA of Cheilinus undulatus (humphead wrasse), 2449 nucleotides long. RefSeq names its product insulin receptor substrate 2-A-like. Gene Ontology annotation, cellular component: plasma membrane; cytosol. The transcript is spliced from 6 exons. Gene Ontology annotation, biological process: insulin receptor signaling pathway. Lineage: Eukaryota; Metazoa; Chordata; Actinopteri; Labriformes; Labridae. Bases 150 to 2114 code for a protein of 654 amino acids. The record is from RefSeq and is a predicted model, not a curated record. Gene Ontology annotation, molecular function: insulin receptor binding; phosphatidylinositol 3-kinase binding.